AUCGCGGGUGUCGUUGUAGGCGUGGUUGCCAUGGCUGCUAUUGCUGGCGCCAUCUUCUGGUGGGUGCGUCGCAAACGCAACUCCGAGAUCGAAGAAGAACACCGCCGCAACGCCGCGGUGAACUCUUUUAUUGCCGGUGCGAAGCCCCCGAGCAGCAGCGGCGGUAUUUCCAUGACCGAUUCUCGCAUGGAUCCCGGUUUCGCUCACCGCCGAAUGAGCGACGGCAGCAUCGCCGACAACCAAGACUAUUCGCGCAAGAUUCUUCGAGUAACCAACGCAUGAGAGAGCGCCAUGCCAGUCACGACGAACGACCUCUGCCCGUGAUCACCUCACCACAAAUACACUCAUUUUCUCGGCAUUUUAGGCGUUUCUGAUGUUUCUCUCGCUGGUUUUACUUUGGGCGGCUUGAUCGCCGAGGCGAUACGAGCACGGUGUUGAUUUGUAUUUUCUCGUCUCAUCUGUCUUGUCACGGUGCAGGGAUAUCCAUCAGCUCGAGGUUUACGACGGAGGUUCAUUUGCGAGUUGGAUUUUCUUUUUCGAAAACGCACCAUUACCGCCAUCCAACCCACCCAACGGACACCGAGCAACAAUUACGCCAUCCACUCCUUCAUUUUCCCAGUCUACAGCUCUUAUUCUUUUUAGACCUUCAGAGGUAUACCGGGUGUCUCGAGACACCCUUCACCCAUCGACUCAUGGCACGGCCCAUUGACCACCGGUUUCUGGUUCAUGGACAAGGCUAUCUUUGUACAUGAACAGAGGAAGGUGAUCGCUGGCCGGGCCUCCUACAUACCUACACAUACCUGUUUUACGAUUUUCGGAUGGAUCAGAGGGAUCAGAGGUGGAGAUGGAGUACUGCAGCACGGACGGCUGAGGGAGUCUCGUGGCGUGUAUAGAUAGAGUGGCCCCC
Messenger RNA from Verticillium alfalfae VaMs.102, 907 nucleotides. RefSeq lists its product as hypothetical. NCBI's taxonomy places the organism in Eukaryota, Fungi, Ascomycota, Sordariomycetes, Glomerellales, Plectosphaerellaceae. Bases 31 to 282 code for a protein of 83 amino acids. The record is from RefSeq and is a predicted model, not a curated record. The transcript has 2 exons.